Messenger RNA from Beta vulgaris subsp. vulgaris (sugar beet), 1676 nucleotides. Its product is annotated as UDP-glycosyltransferase 79B6. The record is from RefSeq and is a predicted model, not a curated record. The transcript has a single exon. Bases 152 to 1528 code for a protein of 458 amino acids. Lineage: Eukaryota; Viridiplantae; Streptophyta; Magnoliopsida; Caryophyllales; Amaranthaceae. Gene Ontology annotation, molecular function: UDP-glycosyltransferase activity.
UAUCCUUCUAUAAAACAAGUGAUUGAGUGGAGGAGGGAAAGCUACCUCCCUAAAGCUCUCACAAUCUCAUCUCUAUAGAUAUUGUUAGGGCCUCAGGGGAAGCACAACACAUACCUCAUCGUAGAUCUGAUAUGCAAUAUUUGCCAAAAAAAUGGGUAAACAACUGCAUAUAGUAAUGUUUCCAUGGUUUGCCAUAGGACAUAUGACCCCAUUUCUCCACCUCUCUAACAAACUAGCUGAAUAUGGCCAUAAGAUCACCUUCUUGCUCCCAAAAAAAGCCAAACACCAACUUCAACACUUACUACUUUACCCUUCCCUCAUUACUCUCCACCCCAUCACAAUCCCUCACGUCCACCCUCUUCCACCCGGCACCGAAACCGCCUCAGAAAUCCCCUUGCACCUUAACAACCACCUCGCCACCGCCCUUGAUCUCACCCGUCUUGAGGUCGAGUAUUUUAUCAUAACCCUACAGCCUAAGCCCCAUCUCCUCUUUUAUGACAUAGCGUUUUGGGUUCCUGAGAUCGCUUCUAAGCUACAAAUUAAGUCCAUUUGUUACAAUGUGGUGUGUGCUGCUUCCUUAGCGAUCGCCUUGGUCCCAUCCCUUAACGUGGGCCGGGACCAACCCGUUACCGAGGAGGACGUAGCUAAGCCUCCGCCAGGCUACCCGUCGUCGAACGUCGUCUUCCAUGGUCCGGAGGCUCGUAGCUUGCUCUUCAUAGGGUUAGAAUUUGGCAGCGGGCUCACCUUCUACGAUCGAAUAGUAACAGCAAUGAAGUCCUGUGAUGCCAUUGCAAUUAGGACCUGCCGUGAGAUUGAAGAUAACUUUUGUGAUUACAUUUCUGCCCAAUACAACAAGCCCGUGCUCCUCACAGGCCCGGUCCUCCCAGAGACCAACAACAACCACCCCUUGGAAGCCCAAUGGGUCGAGUGGUUGAGCCGAUUCGAGCCGAACUCUGUUGUGUUUUGUGCCUUCGGGAGCCAGUUCAUUCUUGAGAAAGAUCAGUUUCAGGAGCUACUACUUGGGUUUGAAAUGACAAUGUUACCUUUCCUAGUGGCAUUAAAACCACCCCAGGGAUGCGGCUUCGUCGAGGAGGCGCUACCCGAGGGGUUCAAGGAGAGAGUAGGAGAAAGAGGGGUGGUUCAUGGCGGUUGGGUACAACAACCACUAAUACUGGCGCACCCCUCAGUUGGGUGCUUUGUGAACCAUUGUGGGUUCGGUUCAAUGUGGGAAAGUUUGAUGGCCGAGAGUCAGAUAGUGAUGGUGCCGCAGUUGGGUGAUCAGAUUUUAAACACGAGGUUGAUGAGCGGCGAGCUCGUGGUGGGUGUGGAGGUGGAGAGGGCGGAGAAUGGGUGGGUGUCUAAGGAAAGCUUGUGUAAGGCUAUUAAAUCAGUGAUGGGUGAAGAUAGUGAAGUUGGGUGUUUGGUUAGAAAUAACCAUGCUAAGUGGAGACAAAUUAUAGUUAGCCAAGGAUUUAUGAGGGGUUAUAUUGAUAAUUUUGUUAAGGAUUUGGAGUUGCUCAUGGGAUAAUUCACAAACUCAUGUAUGUGUUGUUGAUUAGAAAAUAAAUGUUUACUUCUUUAUGUCUUAUAAUUUCUACAAUAGUGCUUGUAUUUUAAGGUCAAAUAUUAUAAAAUUUAAUCACAAAUUAUCUCUAUUAUAUAUUAAAAAAAAGUUU